CGGAGAGAGCAAUCAGCGAGAGUCGUCCGUCUGUGUAUGUCGGUCACACGAAACGGACACGUCAUAUCGUUACCACGGAUAACCCAGAGAAGAAGAACACGAAUACCAUUUGCAUGAGGCUGGCUUAAAGAGCGGAUACAGCACAGACAGCACCAAGAUGUCACAAAAUCAAUCCUACUUCUGGCAAACCACCAGAAACAAUGUAUACCUGAAGCGUUCCGCCAAAUGGCACAUGGCGCUGGCCCUGAUGGUGGUCCUCACAUUCUCGACGAUAUGUGCGGCAGAAUUUCAACAUGAAAACGAAGACAAUGUGGCCGUACAAUCGGGAAUACAGAGCGGCGUGGUGGAGGAUCAAUUGGUUGGGAACAGAGCAACGGACCUAAAUGAAUUACCAGAUAAACCCACAGAUACGGAUCAUCGGCAGGCCAAGGGCAAGGGGAAUUUUAUCGAUGCGUUCACAGCAUCGAUAUCUGUUAUACUUUUAACAGAACUAGGCGAUAAGACAUUCUUUAUUGCUGCCAUAAUGGCCAUGCGCCAUCCCCGUUUGAUUGUCUUUGGCGGUGCUAUUGCCGCCUUGGCCCUUAUGACGGUACUCUCAUGCGUAUUUGGCAUGGCAGCGAACUUUAUUCCUAAGAUUUAUACGUAUUAUAUCUCAACUGCAUUAUUUUUAAUAUUCGGCUUGAAAAUGCUGUACGAUGGCUACAAGAUGAAACCAACCGAUGCUCAAGAGGAGCUCGAAGAGGUCCAAACCGAUUUGCGUAAGCGCGAAGAUGAGUUGCUGCGCAAGGCAACGCGCAAGUACGAGGAUACGGAGACCAAGCGAAAGAAUAGCAACUCGGACAAGGAGGAUGCCAGCGAGCAGGCUCUCAUCCAUGGCCGCAACUCCAUUGUUAUUGUCCCCGGCUCGGGAGCCGGCAACGACUCCGACAUGCAGCAUCGUCAGCGACGCAACAAUAACAAUAAUAACACCACCAAUUCUACUAGUAAGCAAAGUAGCUGUGAUAAAACUGGCAACGAUGAUGGCGACGACUACCGCGAGUCCGAGGUGUUCCUCAAGGAUGGCAAUCGCAUUGUGGAACAGCUCAAGCUGAAGACCUUCCACAGCAGCAGCCCGUCGCACUCGGCGGCAUCAUCGAACCAGACCGAACAAACCCAAUGUGAAAGCCCACGCAACAAUCUGAAUCUGAACGGCUCCUCCUCCGUGGCGGGUGAUCUGACUGAUCCGGAAACUGGGGUGGCGCUGGAGCCGCGUGCUCCCCUGGCCGGACACGAGAGCAUGCAUAGUCUGAGUGGCAGCUUGAAUGGCGGCGAGGACCUGGCUGGCACCGGCAAUGGCACUCUUAAAGCACGGCUGGACCGUGAUGUGAAUGCUGCUCUUGUCCAUGAUGCCGAGAGUGGUCGUCGUCGUCCGCUGCAGCGACGUGGUGCCGGCUACUUCACCUGGCGCAUCUUGGCCCAGGCCUUUACGAUGACUUUCCUCGCCGAGUGGGGUGAUCGCUCUCAGUUGACCACCAUUAUUCUCGCUGCCAGCAAGGACGUUUACGGCGUAAUUGCUGGCGGUAUUAUUGGCCAUUGCAUCUGCACUGGCCUGGCUGUGAUUGGAGGUCGUCUGGUGGCUUCCAAAAUCUCUGUGCGCACUGUCACCAUUGUUGGUGGCAUCGUAUUCAUUGGCUUCGCUGCCUACGCUGUUCUCAUGCCACCCGAUGACUUGUAGACAACCAACAAAGAGAUUUGCCGCCCGUUGACGACCACCACAAAAAAUAUAUAUAUUCAAGAUUUAGUUAUAGUUAAGACCACUGUUUAUUCGAGGAGCACCAGGCAUUGCUUAAUGUUAAAAUGAAUAUUGGAUUCGCUUGCUAACCGAAAACCUAACCUAAUCGAAAAAACAAAAGUGCCUUCAGUGCUUUUCGCCUCGGCCAUGACAUAUUUAAAAAUUUAGUCCCACAAUGAAUUUCGUUUUUGCCCCUGGCUGCCCUUUGCCAAUAGCCAGCCUCACUGUAUGUCCCAUUGUCUAGUAUUGAUUUGAAUGUUCAUUUAUGUGUUUAGUAUUAAAGUUGAAAGUUGAUUAUAUUGUACAUACGCGUGCUGGUGUAACCAGGUUGCCUAGGCUCCUCCUCAAAGUUGAAACAAAACCAGCCCUUCUCUUCUAUGCAUGUUUACUUAAAAAACCCCCACAAUGAAACUUUGUACAAUUGAUUAUUUAUGCGAUUUUUGUAUGAAGAAUUUAGUAAAUUGAGCAAAACUAAAAUGUA
Messenger RNA from Drosophila persimilis, 2252 nucleotides. RefSeq names its product transmembrane protein 165. Gene Ontology annotation, cellular component: Golgi apparatus. Bases 158 to 1714 code for a protein of 518 amino acids. Gene Ontology annotation, molecular function: calcium ion transmembrane transporter activity; manganese ion transmembrane transporter activity. The record is from RefSeq and is a predicted model, not a curated record. Gene Ontology annotation, biological process: calcium ion transmembrane transport; manganese ion transmembrane transport; Golgi calcium ion transport. NCBI's taxonomy places the organism in Eukaryota, Metazoa, Arthropoda, Insecta, Diptera, Drosophilidae. The transcript has 7 exons.